This is a messenger RNA of Macrosteles quadrilineatus (aster leafhopper), 1015 nucleotides long. RefSeq names its product prenylated Rab acceptor protein 1. The coding region runs from base 258 to 908 and encodes 216 amino acids. NCBI's taxonomy places the organism in Eukaryota, Metazoa, Arthropoda, Insecta, Hemiptera, Cicadellidae. The record is from RefSeq and is a predicted model, not a curated record. The transcript has 6 exons. Gene Ontology annotation, cellular component: Golgi apparatus.
UUUUGUCGUUUGUAAAAAAAAGCCAAUGUCAAUCACAGCUGGGGUCGAUUAUGUGCUGUGCUGUGCGUUGUGCGCUGUCGCUGUCCGCUGUGUUUAUGUUUACGUGCUGUCGUGAGUUGUUGUUGGUUGUUGGCUUCACUGGCUUGUGGCUAAACAACAAAGUAACAAACCGAAAAUAACAUUCAAAGUGGACACAGUUUGUAUCUUUUACUUCAUUAAUUUGAUCAAGAUUUACUGUAUCAGGCUUGAAUGUUGUAAUGGCGGAUGUAGAAAUCAAUGUCAGUGGGACAAUGUCCCCACCAACCCAGGAGAAAUCUCUUGCAAGUUUCGAAGCACAGUUAAUAAAACUGUGGAAAAGUCUUGAGUCUCCGACAACGGAAGCUUUGGGUGACGAAGGUGGAUUUCAUCUACCACAAACUCUGAGUGUCAAGGCAUGGUUGAGUCAGUGUUAUCAGAACCUUCGACCUUGGUCAACGUUUUUCAACACAGCCAACUUCAAAGCGCCCGCUGGAGUGCCACUGCUUACGAGGCGAAUCAUGAAAAAUGCGGCCUACUUCCUUAGCAACUACGUUGUCAUUGUGUUUGUGCUCACUCUAUACUGCCUUAUCACAACGCCACUACUACUACUCGCCGUGUGUGCCAGUCUCGGCGCGUGUUACUCUCUCAGUCGGCGCAAUGCUCAGCAGCCACUGGUGCUGUUUGGUCACACACUGUCCUUGGAGCAGCAAUAUGCACUGGUCGCUGGAUGUUCCAUACCUGUCUACAUUCUAGUCGGAGCUGGUUCUGCUAUGUUUUGGGUCUUAGGAGCAUCACUGUUUUUCACAACCCUCCAUGCAGCAUUUUUCAAUAUUUCAGCGUUGGCUUCUGAUCAAGAUGAAAUGUUUGAAGGUGUUACGGAACAGAUUUAAACCUAAACUGUAUGGAAAGAUAUUUUGGGACCAAAAGCAAUAAAGACGCUAUUUCCUAAAUUGAUUUUUGUUGUAACAUUCUAAAUAAAAAUGUUUUUAUUCUGUUU